AUGAAGCGUUUACAAAAGUGUUGCUGCUGUGCGUCCACCAGGACCGGGACCAUUAUAACCGGUGUAUUAGGAAUUAUUCUAUCAAUCAUCACUAUUAUAACCAUUUGGGUUGCCAACAAACAUAAUGUAUCAUAUAGAACAUUCAUAUUCGCUGAGGACUUCGAUAAGAAACUCGCUGACAUGGAUAUUCCGAGAAUAAUACUGACAGUGAAUUUAUGCUUCACCAUAUUGAUAUGCACACUUCUUAUCGUUGCAGUGUUAAAGCGUCGUUCAUGGUUAAUGCUGCCAUGGGUUGUCUUGGGUAUAGUGCUAGCCAUUGGACUUCUGAUCAGUGUUCUCCACACCUCCAUAACUUACUACCUCGAUGGCAUGGACCACGCACUCAUAGCCACAUGCAUACUCAUCGGCGGACUCAUAUACUUGGGCAUUUACCUCUACUUGUGGGCAGUUGUCUUCAGUCACUACUUGGAUGUCCGCGACGAGGAAGAAAGAGGUAGAUACCGUAAAGCUCCCUACAAACGAUAA
This is a messenger RNA of Danaus chrysippus (African queen), 525 nucleotides long. The record is from the annotation of a GenBank genome assembly. Lineage: Eukaryota; Metazoa; Arthropoda; Insecta; Lepidoptera; Nymphalidae.